Melampsora larici-populina 98AG31 is the source of this 2677-nucleotide messenger RNA. RefSeq lists its product as uncharacterized. The record is from RefSeq and is a predicted model, not a curated record. Gene Ontology annotation, cellular component: cytoplasm. Lineage: Eukaryota; Fungi; Basidiomycota; Pucciniomycetes; Pucciniales; Melampsoraceae. The transcript has 4 exons. Bases 1 to 2241 code for a protein of 746 amino acids.
AUGAUGAUGAAGAAAAGAGAAUCAAUAGUGAUACCGAAAAGUAGUUUGAUGAGAAUAGUGACCAAGUUUAAGAUUAGUAAAAAGUUGACCAUGGGUAACAAUCCAUCAUCUCAUCAUCAACAUUCUUCUUCUUCUCGUUCUCAUCCUCAUAACCAUUCAAAUCAAACAUCAAUUCAAUCUUCAAGUUUAAAUCCUUUUCUUCAUUCCUCAUCUUCAAAUCAACAACAUCAACAACAACAACAAUCCAAUCCUGGUCCACCUUUACCUCCUCUCUCUACCACUUUUAUAGACGGUGGUUAUCUUUUACCAUUAUCUAACAUCUAUCCUGCUUCUCAACAAGAUUGGUUACACGAUACAACUCAACGUUUAAUCUUAUCUAAAAAACUAGCACCAUUCUAUCGUGGAUUAGAAGAUUGGGAAUCCGAAUGGGAUACAAAUCAAAUCUUAUUAGCAUUACAAUCAGCUAACAAAUCAAGACAAAGAUUAAUUCAAGACAUUCAAAAGAAAGAAUCAAAAGAGAAAUCAGAACAAGAGAAAUUAACUAAUUCAGGUACCACCUCUCGUAGGUUUGGUAAAACUUUAGAAGGUCCAAUUCAUCAUUCAAUCUUAAUCGAUUCAAAUCCUCAAUUUCGUAAAGAUGUCUUUGAGGCUGUCUUGAAUUGGGAAAUCAGAUCUGAAGAAGCUCUUUGUUAUUUGAAUGAAACUGCUGAAUGUCCAAUUUGUUUUUUAUAUUAUCCUUCAAAUAUCAACUUAUCUCGUUGUUGUCAACAACCUAUCUGUACCGAAUGCUUUGUUCAAAUCAAACGUGCUGAUCCUACAGCUCAAGAAUUGAAGAGUGAACCUGCCUGUUGUCCAUAUUGUGUUGAAUCCAAUUUCGGUGUCACUUAUGAAGCCCCUAAACGACCAACCACAACCACCACCCCACAAAUCCAAAUCAAGUCACCACCGUCUGACGAUCCUCUAUUAACCGAAUCUUCAACUCCUCCAACAAAUCAUGAACUUUCAAGAUCCUCAUCACCUCCAAGUACUCCGAUCCCAAGUCUUGAACCUAAUGAAACACUAAACCCAACCCAACCAAGCUCAUCUAAACGUCGACAAAACACAAGUCAUACAAGUCAAGAUGUGGUGACCACAGAUUCAAUUCAACCAGAUUGGCAACUUAAAUUAGAAGCUGUCAAGGCUACUGUAGCAAGAAGAGCGAAUCGACGGAUCGUCUUUAGACAAGAAGGAGAUCGAUUGAUACCAGUUGGCAUCACAUCUUCUAGAGACCCUUCUAGUUCUUUCUUAACUGGGAUCGAACAUGAAUCAGGAAGUACUGGAACCGGCACUUCUGGCACUGGCGCUGGAUCGAUUAGUAGUAGAAGAACAUUAGCCUCUUUUAGUAAUUUGGUAGGAGGACAUGGUAGUAGUGGUAGUAAUGGUGGCAGUACUAGUUCUAGAAGAUCAAGAAAUGAAGCUUCGUUUGGUGUAGAUUUAGAAGAAUUGAUGAUUAUGGAAGCGAUGAGAUUAAGUUUGGUGGAAGAAGAAGAUCGGAAGAAGAAGGCGAUUGAAGAAGAAGCUAAAUUACAAAAGAUUAGUCAAGCGAUUUCAGAAGCUUGUGAUGAGAGUAAUCCAACGGUUCAUCAACCACAAGAUCAACAACAUCAAGAGUUAAUGAAGAAUUCAGUUCCGUUUGUGAAUAAAUCUUCUGGUCUUACUGAUACACCUUCUACUUCACAAUUACCAAUUUCGAUCUUAGAUGGUGCUUUUAGUACUGGAAAUCGUUUGAAUGAUGAACCGAGUUUUGGAAAUGAAUUGAGUUCUACUCCUCCUAGCCAUAAGAUUUCAACUAGACCUGAUACACCAACACCUCAAGGAUCUGAUAGUCUAAUGGGACCAAGUCUUUCAGAAGAACCUAGUACUCCACGUGCUUCUUAUCUUUUAUCUAGACCGAUUCCAUUAGUCGAAAAUACCAAUCAGAAGAUCAGUCAUCCAAGCGAACCUAAACCAGCAGAAGUUUCGAAACCUUGGGCAUUGGAAAGAAGUGUUUCGGCUUCGAGUAGUUUUUUGGUACCUGAUGAACUUGAUCAACGUAAAGUGACAGAUGAAGGGAUUUAUGAAGAUUUAGGUGAAUAUGAACCUUUGGUUAGUAAAGUUUCAAUCGGAUCUGAAGAACAAUCAGCUACUGGUAGUGGGAGUGGGAAUAGGAAUGAAGAAGGAGUAAAGAGUGAUGGCAAUCAGGAAGAGGUGGAGUUGAGUUGAAAUGAAAUGAAAUGAAAUUGGACUGGGUUCAUUUGAUUUUGAUUUGUAUGAAUAUGAAUGAUUUGAUUCUAUCUAUUUUUUUUGAGUUUGAUUUUUUUUGAUUUAUAAGUAUGAAUAUUAUAAAAAUACAAAUAUAUAUAUAUAGAUAGAUUGAGAGAUAUAUACAACAAUAUAUAUGAUCUUUUCUUAUCUUUUUUUCUUAUCUUCUUUUUUUUAAUUCUUUUUUUUUGUCUGUUUGUUUUUUAUCUCUUUUUCUUUUUUUUGUGUGCAGUAUGUUUGUGAAAGGAGGGAUUAUGGUAUGGUUUUUUAAAAAGAAUAGGAAGAUGAAGGGGGUUGGAUUAGGUUGGGUUUGUUGUAUUUGAUUUUUUUUAGGGAUUCUUUUGUGAAUGAAUGAAUGAUUGAAAUGAAAGAGAAAGAAAAAGAGAAAUUGAAAUUG